Molecule: messenger RNA, 1036 nt
Organism: Caretta caretta (loggerhead turtle)
Lineage: Eukaryota; Metazoa; Chordata; Testudines; Cheloniidae
Gene: NGRN
Product: neugrin, neurite outgrowth associated
Molecular function (GO): guanosine-3',5'-bis(diphosphate) 3'-diphosphatase activity
Source: RefSeq, a predicted model, not a curated record
CGCCCCGCCCCCGGCGUCGCGGGCCGCGUCUGUGCGCCGGCCAUGGCGGGUCCGCUGCUGCCCCGCGCGCUGCGAGCUGCGGGCCCGAGCCGCCUGCUGGCCCGGGGGGCGGCGGGGCGGGCGGGGCCGGCGGACCCGGCGCUGCAGGAGGUGGAGAGGGUGCUGCAGCAGCAGAGGAAGGCGGUGAGGCUGCGGAGGCUGCGGAGAGAGCUGGAGCCCGCGGGGCCCCCCCAGCGCAGCCUGAGCUGGCAGGCCAUGGAGCAGAUCCGGUAUUUAAGGCAGGCCUUCCCCGAGGAAUGGCCCGUGGCCCGUCUGGCCCAAGGCUUCGGUGUCAGCCCGGAUGUCAUCCAGAGGGUGCUGAGGAGCAAGUUCUCGCCACCGCUGGAGCGAAGGAUGAAGCAGGAUGCAAAGGUGUUGGGUAAACAGGGGAGCCGGGAGCAGCAGGCUGGCCCAGACUGCAGAGCUGAGCCGGGGGCCAUCUCUGCAGGAGAAGCCGCUGGGCAGCUGCUGCCUGCCAGGCCCAAGGACGUGCCCCAGCCUGGAGCCCUUAUCGCGCCGGGGGGCCCGUCCAGCAGCUCAAAGCCCCAGAGAAAUCUGCCGCUUCGGAGAGCUGGGGAGAGGCAAAACAGAAGGAACUCCCAGCUGGAGCCUCUUCAGGAGGAUGGAGCCAAGCCAGGGGCUGGGAUGGAAGCCACCCUCAGGAGAGACUGGGCGCCAGGAGGAGACCCUGGAGAGUGGGAUGGCGAGGUCCUGAGGGGGGAAGAGCUGGUGGAGUGGGCGGCGGAGGGCUGGGGCGCCAGCUCCAGGGUGGUGCAGAGGGGACAGGAAUAUUUUGACAGCCAUGGGAAUUUCUUGUAUCGGACCCCGUCUGGACUAGCACGUGGGGAGGGGGAGAGCAGCCUGCAGCCCUCUCCGCAGCCUGGGGGUGGAAAGGGUGUGUAGGGCGUGCGGGUGGCCUGUUACUGCCGGCCGGCCCGGGGCUGGCCCCUGCUGCUGGCCCGUCCCGGGGACAAAUAAAAUCUGACCAGCUCCCUGC